UUCAAUAUAACCAAAAACUUGAACUUAGGAAGAUAUACACAUAACACAUUGUGUAUUAUAUAGUUCAAACUAAGGUUAUUUUUGAAGAAUUAAUAUAAUUCUCAUAAUUAAUCAUGGGUUUUAAUGUAACUAAUUCCAUAAAAAUAUCAUCAGAUGGAAUAUGGCAAGGAGAAAAUACUUUACACUAUGCUUUUCCAUUAUUAAUUAUUCAAACAACAUUAGUUGUGUUCCUUAGUCGAUUACUUGCUUUCCUUCUCAAGCCCCUCCACCAACCUAAAGUCGUCGCGGAGAUCCUCGCAGGGAUUAUGCUUGGGCCAUCAGCAUUUGGGAGGAACAAAACAUUCACAAAUUGGAUAUUUCCAUCAUGGAGUACUCCAAUUCUUGAAUGUGUAUCAAACAUUGGGUUAUUAUUUUUCUUAUUUCUUGUUGGCCUUGAAUUGGACUUAAACACCAUACAUAAAAGUGGAAAAAAAGCAAUUGGAAUAGCAUUUGCUGGAAUUUCAUUGCCUUUUUUCUUUAGCAUUGGGGUUGCUUUUGUUCUAAGAAAAAUAAUCAAAGGGAUUGAUAGUGUUGGAUAUGGAGAAUUUUUCUUGUUCAUUGGUGUUUCACUUUCAAUCACUGCCUUUCCUGUUCUUGCUCGAAUCCUCGCGGAAUUAAGGUUACUGACUACACAAAUCGGUGAAAUGGCUAUGGCAGCAGCUGCAUUCAAUGAUGUUGCUGCAUGGAUUUUACUUGCUCUUGCUGUUGCUCUAGCUAGAGGAGGAGGAGGAGGAGGAGUUCAUCAUAGUCCUUUAAUUUCACUAUGGGUUUUUCUAAGUGGAAUUGGAUUUGUGAUUUUUAUGUUCCUAAUUAUUAGGCCAAUUAUGAUUUUGGUGGCAAAAAAAUCAUCAAAUGGUAACAACAAUAUUGUUGAAGAAACUUACCUAUGUUUAACCCUAGUUGGAGUUAUGUUAUUUGGUUUUAUGACUGAUUUUAUUGGUAUACAUGCAAUAUUUGGAGGUUUUAUAUUUGGAUUAGUCAUUCCAAAAAAUGGGGAUUUUUCAGAAAAAUUGAUUUUGAGGAUUGAAGAUUUUGUGUCUGGAUUAUUAUUACCACUUUAUUUUGCAUCAAGUGGUAUUAAAACAAAUAUUUCACAAAUUCAUAGUUUUAGGGCUUGGGGACUUGUGGUUCUUGUUGUGUCCACAGCUUGUGUAGGCAAAGUUUUUGGGACUUUUAUUGUGGGAAUAAUGUUGUGUUCAAUGCCAAUGAGGGAAGCUUUAGCACUUGGAGUUUUGAUGAAUACAAAAGGGUUGGUGGAGCUAAUUGUUCUAAAUAUUGGCAAGGAAAAAAAGGUUUUGGACGAUGAGACGUUUGCAAUAUUGGUAAUCAUGGCACUUUUUACAACCUUCAUUACAACUCCUAUAGUAAUGGCUAUUCAUAAACCAUCAUCAACACAACAUCCUCAAAUCGAAAAACCACAAAAAAAGACAAAAAAACAAAACAAUCUUCGAAUCCUAGCGUGCUUACGUGGCCCGAGGGAUGCACGUGCACUCAUUAACCUCAUCGAGUCACUAAGGUCUUACAAAAAUAACAAUAACUACGCCUCAAUCACAAAACUCUAUGUGAUGAGACUUGUGGAAUUCACCGACCGACUUUCAUCUAUAUCGAUGGUCCAACGUGCCCGAAAGAACGGCUUUCCGUUCAUCGGCCGAGUGCUUUUCCGAGAUGACGCGACCGAUCAAGUGGGUGCGGCGUUCGAGGCGUAUAGCACGCUAGGAAAGGUCAUGGUCCGACCCACAAUGGCUAUCUCGGGUUUAUCGGAUUUGCAUGAGGAUAUUAUUCAUAUUGCGGAGAAAAAACGAGUCGAAUUGAUUAUUUUGCCGUUUGAUAAAUAUUGGCAAAUGGAAGGGAACGAAGAAGUGGAGAUUCAUGCAGGGCACGGAUGGAGGAUGGCGAACGAGAGAGUGAUGAGUCAAGCGCGGUGCUCGGUGGCGGUGGUGGUUGAUCGUGGAUUACAAUUGGUUAAUAAUGGGAUGAGAAUUUGCAUUGUGUUUUUUGGUGGAGCUGAUUGUAGUAAAGCUUUGGAAAUUUGUAGUAGAAUGGUUGAACAUCCUGCUAUUAGGGUUACAUUAGUAAGAUUCAUUCAUCAUGGAAGUACUAAUUUUGAUGAAGUUGAAAGGACUUUGGAUGAUUCUACUAUUGCAGAAUUCAAGAUGAAGUGGGGUAAACAAAUUUUGUAUGUUGAGAAAGAAGCAAAUAAUUUGGUGAAUGAAGUGUUGGAAAUUGGAAAAAGUGGAGAGUUUGAACUUAUGAUAAUAGGGAAUAAUAAAAAUAAGUUUCCACAAGGCAUAAUGGCAAAAUUAUUUGAUGAGCAACAAUUGAAUAAUUCAGAAUUAGGGCAAUUGGCUAAUUUAUUGGCUUCAUCAGACAAAGGGAUAAAAAGUUCUGUUCUAGUCAUUCAACAUCAACAACAAGCUAAGUUUGGGAACUCAAAAGUGGCUAGUAACUUCAUUGAUAAGGAUAUUGUGUGAAUCAUUUGAAAUAAUAAUAAGGUAUUAUCGAAUUAGUGUAAGUUGUUUUCGUACUCGAGAAUCUGUCGAAAAUAACUUCUCUAUCUCACGAAGAAAAGGGAUAAGGCGUGUGUACAUGCAGACUCUGUUUGAUAUGAUGUUAUUGUGUUGGUGUUAGUUCUAGCAGUUGAACUUGAAGAAUAGUAGUAGUUAAUUUUAUAUAUCAACGUGUCUCAUCUGUAUGUUUAGAAUGAAUAAAUAAGUCUUAAUUUCUCUGUGAUUAUCUCAUCUAAAAAUUACAUUAUGAUUCCGAGAAAACCUCUAACUCUACGAAAAAUAUGUAAUAUGUGCAUAAAAUCAAAUCGCAUAAUUAUGCAGAAUUUGGUUGGCAAUAUUAGAUAGUAACGACAAGUUAACUUCAGUUAUAGCAUGAAGUAGCAUAAGGUUAGUUGAAUCAUCACACAGAAUGACAUAGAUGGCUACAAAAGCCUAAGCACAUCAAACCCUGUAAACACACAAUUCAUGAGCCAGAUGAAGAUGUUAACCUGCCAAAACCAUUUAUCCAACAUCUUUUAAAUUUCCAUAUGCAAACACACAGAAAUCAGACAUAAUAAUCAAGAAUCUCCAAUAUAUAGAACAAACAGAAACAAAAAUGGUCUUUACAAAUCCAAAAUGUAACCUAAA
Molecule: messenger RNA, 3173 nt
Organism: Solanum lycopersicum (tomato)
Lineage: Eukaryota; Viridiplantae; Streptophyta; Magnoliopsida; Solanales; Solanaceae
Product: cation/H(+) antiporter 20
Biological process (GO): regulation of pH; proton transmembrane transport
Cellular component (GO): endomembrane system; membrane
Molecular function (GO): antiporter activity
Source: RefSeq, a predicted model, not a curated record